UUAAGUGAAAGGUGCAUCAUCGCAAGCUCUUUUAAUUCUGCUUCAGAAACACAAGUGCCUUUUUUUAGAUAUUAGACUCAAACUCGAUGGCAGAAUGAGUGCCUUCCUGGCAAAUGCUUUGGUUUUCAGUAUCGUAUGCGUGAAUCUUGCGAGGUGUUCUCACUUUAGGGGAGCAACACUCAGUUGGAAAUCCGUAAAUGCUAGCAGCACGACAGACAAGAGGGUUAUUAUUUCGUUACGAAUUGCCUGGCGGAGAUCAAACACAUACUGUGAUCAAUCCACGAUCAAUUCCGGCCGUCUCAUUGGUCCUAGCGGGUCACGUCUCCAGUGUCGCUCAGGCUGCAGUGGGUACGUUGGCAGCAUGGAUUUCAAAUGUACAGAUUUCAGCGUGCAAGAGGAUUGGUCAGCCGGUGAAAGGAACUACACAUAUAGAUUCCCUGAUAUUCAUUCUCCACUUUACCAGGCGAGUUUUACUGGAAGCGAUUGGAUUUCCCUAGUCAAGGGAGGUGGCAACUGGGAAGUGAGAAUGUACGUCAAUCUGACGAAACGAAAGGACACUGGACUCAUUAAUACAUCACCAACUGCCGCCUUGUCAUCCAUCAUCAGACUGCAAUAUGGAUGCAACCACACCAUAGUCAUACCAGUCAGUGAUGCAGAUAAGGAUGACAUACGAUGUCGAUGGGCUGAAUCAAGUAAAUAUGAAUGCGCCGGCGUGUGUAGGACCUUCCCUGGAGCCGUCCUAGACGAGCGAAAGUGUCAAAUGGAGUAUUUGGCUACAGGAAGAAUCGGUUGGUACGCUGUCGCUAUCAUGGUUGAAGACUUCACAGACCGUCUAUCGAGUAAUGCUUUAAGCGGCAUCCCUAUUCAAUUCUUAGUCCAAGUGUUCACAUCUAGCGCAAGUUGCUCUAGUAAACCAGAAUUUAGUGGAGAAACAAGAGUUGAUGGAUCGUGCAUUGGUGUUCCUCAUGGCUCGACAUUGAAUGAACGCAUCAUUGCCAAAAGCCAAGGGACAGGAAACAGGAUUAUAGAAAUCACGACGAUCAGUCCCUCUGGACUCACCAAGUCUUCUUUGGCUCAGUACUCUGCCAACGAAUGGUAUGUAAACGUGACAUGGACUCCAAGUCAAUCACAAGUAGAUCCUGUCAUAUUCUGCUACACUGCUAUUGAUGCCAACGGAUUAUCAUCCGACCAAAGCUGCGUUACACUUUUGGCUGGAGUUGCACCUCCAUAUAURGUCAAUGGUUCCCACUUUCCAACUGGUCUGAUUUACCCAAACAAUCAAAGAUGGACCGUAAAGUUUGACAAGGAGUUUGUCCGUCCAAAAAGAAGCCGAUACAUCAGGAUUUUCAGAUCAGAUGGCACCGAGGUCUACACUGUUGAUGUUUCGAUCUCCCAUGACGUCAUCUACCCAGAAGACUCACUGGGUCGAGCACUUGAGUUCAGGCCGUCAUUGAGACUCGUCGAGGAAAGCACUUACUACGUGCUUCUUGAUCGAGGUAUAGUACGUGGAACUACGUAUUGUGAUCUAGAAUCUCCACCAAUGAGAGAUCCUCACUUCUGGAGAUUUACAAUCAAUAAACUCCUGGAGCCUCCGGUCCUCGAAGCCUCGUCCAGCGGUGGUAUAGAAGACACACCCAUUCCUGUGUUUUUGUCUGCUCGUAUGUCUGGUAUCAACAGAACAGAUGACGUAACUUUAUCCAUUACCAUAUAUGGUGUGCCUGAUUCAUUUGUAUUCAGCCGAGGCAUGCGCAGUAAAGACCAAGUCACACUACUGAAGCAACAAUUUGGUGACUUGUUCGUCACCCCAGCGAAAGACUUCUCAGGGAAUUUUACUGUGGACAUCGUUGCGCAAGCAGCACGAGGACUCGAAAAAACACAAACAAAUUAUUCAUUUACCAUUAAUGUAAAAGCUAAAGCCGACGUACCAGUCCUCAUUACCGGAGACGCAUGCGCUAAUUUGACCGGACUAAUACCGCUGAACAUAAAAGCCUUGCUCAAUGAUAAUGACGGCUCAGAGAAACUGACAAUAGCGUUGUCAGGGUUACCAAAUGAAUACCAGCUCAGCCGCCAAGGAAGACUAGUGAAUGGGACGCACUACUUAGAAACCGAUUCUCUUACCGGAUUGGUCGCUCGGUACGACGGAGUCUUUGAGCCUUUUGUCUUGAAGGUUGUUGCAACAUCUGUGGAAAAAUCGAAUGGAGACCGCGCGUCAGUCAUGACAAUCAUCAACGUCACCAGUUGUAUUCUACAAUACCAGUGCAGAUGUGAAGAGGGAUACACCAGACCAGAUUGUUCUCAAGAUAAGCGUAGCAACAGUGACGAAGUUCAUCACAUCAUUCCCAUAGCAUGGUACAUCCUAAGAGAUCAAAUUCGAUGGUCAAAUGCUGCCGAGUGGGCAACAUUUAGGAAUAGCUGGGAUACUUUUCCUAAUGCAGUGGGUGCUAUAGACUGUACCAUACAUCGAAUAUGGAGACCAUCUGUGAGGCAAGCGACCUAUUAUCGUGCCGAUAAGAAAACACAUUUCUUGGCUACCAUCGUCAUCGUUAACACAGACGGGCUUCCUGUUUACGUAAGGGCAGAGUACGUAUUAUCAAUGCGUAACGGACGUACAUGA
Actinia tenebrosa (Australian red waratah sea anemone) is the source of this 2614-nucleotide messenger RNA. RefSeq lists its product as uncharacterized. Lineage: Eukaryota; Metazoa; Cnidaria; Anthozoa; Actiniaria; Actiniidae. The record is from RefSeq and is a predicted model, not a curated record.